Messenger RNA from Spirometra erinaceieuropaei, 885 nucleotides. Lineage: Eukaryota; Metazoa; Platyhelminthes; Cestoda; Diphyllobothriidea; Diphyllobothriidae. The record is from the annotation of a GenBank genome assembly.
AUGUGCAUGAUGCAGACAGACCUACUCAAUCACUCCCACCUCAUCUGUCUCCGGAGGAUACUGAAGCUGAGGUGGCAGGAUCGAAUCCCCGACAUUGACUUACUGGAGCGGACAGGAAUCCUCAGCAUCUGCGCCAUGCUGAGACAACUGCAACUGGGUUGGAGCGGCCAUCUCGUGCGAAUGAACGACGAGCAGCUAGCCAUACGACUCUUCUAUGACGAUGUUGUUUCGCGCCGCCAAGGAAGUCAAAUCCGUCGAUACAAGAAUACUCUGAAGACCUAUCUCAAGCGUCAGGCUGCAAUGGCUUCUUCUCAAUGUGUCCCCAUCGGACAUUUCCGGACUCAAUGCAUCAACAGUUUAUCAACUCCAAAUGCUGCCUUCACGGCUGCCCCUCCUCCAGUCCUCCAAGGCGUACACUGCGACAACCGUCUUCGUCAUCGAUGCUCAACAUUUCUGCACCCCGACGCCGUCGAUCCCCGUCAUUUCCAUCAUCCGUGCCACAACCGCCGCGACGACGACGACGACGACGGCGACCAUCACAGCCCCCAUUCCCACCACCGAACAAAACGCUUCCGACAGCCUGUCAAUCACCACCACCAUCCCCAGCGAUGUAGACCCUCUGCCCUGACCUGUCCUCCCUGCGAUCGCACAUUCACCCUGCAUAUCGGCCAGGUCGGCCACUUGCAAUCCCAUUACACUGCGACGGAUGUAACCGUGCCGGGAGCCCUGCACACACUGGCAGCAUCCGUAGUUACUGUCCACGUGCAUUCGAACACCGCAUUGGCAUAUUCGGCCACAUGCAUAUGCACAACGGCGGAAUUCAUCGCGGAAUCGACACGGCUAACAUACUUUGCACAUCCAGCGUCCCUUCCAUUCCCAACCUAG